Messenger RNA from Brassica napus (rape), 3127 nucleotides. RefSeq names its product transcription factor bHLH92. The transcript has 3 exons. The record is from RefSeq and is a predicted model, not a curated record. Lineage: Eukaryota; Viridiplantae; Streptophyta; Magnoliopsida; Brassicales; Brassicaceae. Gene Ontology annotation, molecular function: protein dimerization activity. Bases 66 to 725 code for a protein of 219 amino acids.
ACAAACGAGACACACACACCAUCAAUUCACAACUCAAGAUCCUUAACGUAGCGAUAGCGAGAGAGAUGGAUUUUUUCUCUCUAGAUUCUGUUUUCCAAGAAGAAGGAGAAAAUUUCUGGGAUAUGAUCGCCGGUGACGUCUCCGGCGAUGGUGACGGUGACAAAACCGUAGGUGUACCAAACAGAAGCGCCUUCAGGUCAUACGUGAGGGACCAUGAACAGAGGAUGGUAUCGUCUUCAUCGACGGUGAACGUGAAGAGGAGAAUGGUGAAUCUUCUGAGAAAGAAUUGGGAGGAGAAGAAAAUUGUAGCAGUGCCGGAGAAGGAGAGAAGCCGGCGACAUAUGAUGAAAGAGAGAACGAGAAGAGAGAAACAAAAACAGAGUUACUUUGCUCUCCAAUCUCUAUUACCUGCCACUAAGAGUGAUAAAAAUUCGAUUGUUGAAAAGGCCGUUGAUCAGAUUAGGAAAUUAGAAGGAUUAAAGAAAGAACUAGAGAGACAAAAGAAUGUGUUGGAGGCAAAAUCAGCACGGGAGCAUGAUGGAAUGAAUGGAACAAAGGUUAGGUUUAAUGUACAAGAACCUUUGUCGGGGAUCGAUUCAGUUGUAGAAGUUCUUCAGUGUCUUAAAUCAAUGGGGACAAAUCUCAACGCGGUCCAAGCCAAUUUCUCUCCACACGAGUUCUCAGCGACCAUGAACAUCGAGACUCAGAACAUAUCCAAGCGAUAACCUUUAGUAAAGAAAAAACAUAUAGAAACCAAAAAAUCUCUCUUAUUUAAACAGAAUCAUAUCCAUGGAUCCAACCUAUUUGUAAGUUUUUAAAUAAAAUACAUUUUUCUACUGUAUAGUUAAAUACUUAAAAUCAUCCAAAUUAAUUAAUAUUUUUUUUAUCUUUCUUAUUCAGAAACAUUUUAUUGACAUUAAAUUCAAGCUUACUUUAUAAAUCCCUUACUACGGAUUUGAUAAGAUUAGUCAUCAUCACUUUCUUUCUUGCCCAUUUGAUUACAUUAUUGAUGUAAUAUAUUAUUAUAGUUUGCUCUGAUAAUUUGUUUAUAACAUAUUUGACCUUUAAACCAAAUAAUAGUAUACACUAUAAGCCAAGUUGUUAUAAAUCCAAAAUCUAUUUGUGAAUAUAUCUAUCAAUACUAUUAUUUGAAAAGUGAUUUGACUUGUUUUUCAUGUUCUCCAUAAUUUUAAGUUAUUUCAUUUAUUUAUCAUGUUUUUAUUAGUUUUAUAAGCUUAUUUGUCAUGUUCUGUAUAAUUUUAGGUUACUUUGAUUAUUUGUGAGAUUUUUAAUAGUUAUAAUGGUUAUUUUAUUUAUUUCUCAUAUUCUGAAGAAUUUUUAGCUAAAUCAUUAGUUUGAGUAAUAUAUAUUGUUAUUUAAAAUUUUAUAAAAUAAAUAAUAAAUAAGAGUAAUAGUUAAGAUAGAAUUCUAAAUAUUAUAUUAGAACCAAAUGUGAAUUAACUAUUACCCAAACCAUUUUAUUCCUAUUGUAAUACAUGUCGGGUUCAUUCAAAUACAAUCAGAAAAAGAACCGGUCAAAUAUUUAAAAUAGAACAAUUGAACCAGCCGUUUAAAUUAUCUAUUCUAUUAAACCAGAAACAAUACCUAUUGAUAUAGGUGUGGUCUAACUAUUUUAAUACAAUUAUUAAAAAACUUUAUUAAUCAUUUAAGAAAAAUAUUAUACAAAGAAAAAUAUAAAUAUGACUAAAAAUAUAAAUAUAAAAUUAAAUUUCUAAAAAAAUAUAAAACAAAAAAUAUAAGAACGGGUCAUAAUCUAGUCUUGCUAUUGAAUUGAAUGUCUAGAAUGUGACCUAAGACAAUCGUAAUAUUUUACAAAAAAGAAGAAGAUAAUAUCGUAAUAUUAACACAUGUGAGUCUGUGACUUAGGACAAUCAAGUUUGUGUUAAUAUCUAUGCUAUUAUAUUAGAAUGUGAGUUAGGACAUAAUUAUGAUUAUUCUUCUUUAGCCAAUUUUUAAAAUCAUUUUGUUUCUGGAUAAGUAAGGUCAUUUAUCUUAUAUUAUAAUUAAACAAUAAAAAUAGCAUAGAUAAUAUUAGAUGAUAUUUAUUGUAGUCUAUCUUAUAUUAUAAUAAUAUGUAAGUGCUAAUACAGAAAAUUCAUCUAUGACAUCAAUUCUAUCUUAGUAUUUAUCUUUUAUAUGGUCGCUAUGAUUUUUUAGCAAGUUAUUAGUUUCAAUAGUAUUAUUAUUUAUAACUAAUUUAAUAUAUAAAAAUAUUUGUCAUAAUAUUGGGAUAAUUAAUUAAUAAGUAUAGUAUUAAAAAAUUAUUUUCUCAGUUUAUUUUUUCAAGUUUUAUGCUUCUCUUGACGAACAUUUUUAUAACUUCCAAUCUAAAUCAUGUGAAGAGGGUAUUUUUGUUUUUAGUAAAUUUACCAUUUUUAUUAUAAUAAUAUGUAAGUGCUAAUACAGAAAACUCAUCUAUGAUAUCAAUUCUAUCUUAGUAUUUAUCUUUUAUAUGUUUGCUAUGGUUUUUUAGCGAGUUAUUAGUUUCAAUAGUAUUAUUAUUUAUAAAUAAUUUAAUAUAUAAAAAUAUUUUUCAUAAUAUUGGGAUAAUUAAUUAAUAAGUAUAGUGUUAAACAAUUAUUUUGUUAGUUUAUAUUUUCAGGUUUUAUGCUUCUCUUGACGAACAUUUUUUAUAACUUCCAAUCUAAAUCAUGUGAAGAGGAUAUUUUUGUUUUCAGUAACUUUACCAUUGUUAACAAUACCACAUAAUGUAGAAUAUAAUGAAUCAUCUAACUCUUUUUAAAAACGAUUUUGAGUCAAAAUUUACUGGUUAAUACAAUUUAUUUUUAAUUUUUCUUUCUUUAGUUGAUGAAAUAAUAAUAUAACUGCACAAAUUUAGUUAUAUUUAUAAGCCACAAUGACGUUCAUUAUUUAGAAUAUACUCUCUAAAUUUAGUUAUAUUUAUAAGCCACAAUGACGUUCAUAUAUAUUAGAUGAUUUUUUGUUAGUCUUUAAUGUAAAAAAAAAUUAUUAAGUUUUUGUGUGUCUCAUGACCAUUUUUACGAUGCAGUUCUUUUGUAUAAGUUAAAUUGUUUUAAUGUAGACAAUACAUAGAUACAUCAUUAGUAAAAAUAUUUGUUUGUAUGACGAAAUUAGUUAUAGAUUA